UUUACCUUGACUUGACAUUUAUUAUAUUUCAGGAAAAUAAAAUGAAGUUAGCAGCUUACAUCAAGAAGGAAUAUGACAUCACAGUAAACCCAAUUUCCAUGUUUGAUGUUCAAGUUAAGAGAAUCCACGAGUACAAACGUCAGCUGCUAAACUGUCUCCAUAUCAUUACUUUAUACAAUAGAAUCAAGAGAGAUCCAAGUGGUCCAUUUGUUCCAAGAACAGUCAUGAUUGGAGGCAAGGCUGCACCUGGCUAUUACAUGGCAAAGCAGAUUAUUCGUCUCUUUUGUGCUGUGGCAAAUGUGGUGAAUAAUGAUAUUGUAGUUGGCAAUAAACUGAAGGUGGUGUUCUUGGAGAACUACAGAGUUACUCUUGCUGAAAAAGUUAUUCCAGCUGCAGACCUUAGUCAACAGAUCUCGACAGCUGGGACAGAAGCUUCAGGAACUGGAAAUAUGAAGUUCAUG
Limulus polyphemus (Atlantic horseshoe crab) is the source of this 461-nucleotide messenger RNA. RefSeq names its product glycogen phosphorylase-like. The record is from RefSeq and is a predicted model, not a curated record. Gene Ontology annotation, molecular function: glycogen phosphorylase activity; pyridoxal phosphate binding. Gene Ontology annotation, cellular component: cytoplasm. NCBI's taxonomy places the organism in Eukaryota, Metazoa, Arthropoda, Merostomata, Xiphosura, Limulidae. The transcript is spliced from 2 exons. Gene Ontology annotation, biological process: glycogen catabolic process. The annotation marks the transcript as partial.